GCGAAACUUGAACGAUCACCGAACAAUAAUGAAAGGCGACUUGUCUCAGCAUCUAGUCUUCGGUAUUCUUUCAUCUUGUGGCAUUGCAUGGGCAUUCGGGCAGUUGAGAUAUCUUUUGAUACCCUGGUCACCUACGCCGGGACCCAACAGAAUUAGAGCUCACUCGAAUCGAAACUAACUACCCGACUCGGAGUCGACCUUUUUACUGUACUAUUUUUCUGCGGCGGGCCCUCCACGUCGUGUUUUAGCAUACUUGGGUAAGUACGUUCAAACGUCCGGGUUCGCCGAGACAAACAUAUUUGACAGCACCAGUGUAUGUUAGCUCUACCAUUAUCUUUCACCUGGACCAAGCUUUGACGAUUGUUGCUGUCUUUCAAAGUUCGUUGCUGGGUCAUACCUCAGGAAAUCGCAUGACGGUCCAUUCCGUUGCAACUACCACACAUAAAACCGCACGUUUAUCGCUUCACCAUGGUACUCUUUCCUCGAUUCUGGCGCGGACUUCCCUAUCCGCCCGAGUACCUCGCUGAGGUCUACCGGGAAAUAGAUAUGGUGGAGGAUCCAAGUCUGUAUAAGGCCCAUGAUAUGCCUGUUACACUGCCCCAGGCAUUAUCUGCACCGACCCCCCGACAAAACCCACCAGCAUCUGUCGAUAAAUUCUACCGUCCUUCUGAACCGAUCCUGGUUCGUUCUCCUUUUGGUCUUGCAGCUAAGGGCGCAAAGGGUUACGAGGACAAGUUGGUCAAAGGCUUGAUCAAGCAGCAAUUUCAGGACAAGACGGACAUUGACUAUGACGUUAUCGACUUCGUACAGCAUGUGUGGAAGUUCAAGCCUGAAGACAUCCCAUAUUCUAGCUAUGAAUUGGACAGGGCGAAUUGUCAUUCAUAUGCUAAGCUAGAAUAUGAGCGUAUCGACGGAAUCUCUUACCAGGAGAUCACGGGAGAGCGGGCGUGCUGCAGUGCUUUCGAGAACAUCAUUCGCGGUGUCUGUCAUGAGCUCACUCCGGCCAUACCCUCCGAUGAACGGGAAUUUCCUCUCGUCUUCAGUUUCCUGCAUGACAGAACGCCAAAGGGUGACUAUGGGAAGUUCAAGCCUGACUUUGGAUAUGCACCGGCUGUGGAGGUGAACGAACAUACGUGGGCGCAUUGGGGAGCAUAUGGAGAAUUGAAGAAGAAGCGUGUGACGCCGAAUAUUGGACCAACUACUCGGAUCGUCGUCACCAAGACGAUGAUUGAAAGGCUUGUGAAGGAGUGGGAAUUGCGACAACGACCUGACAAGAGGAAGGACACGGAUUCAUCGUCUUCCGCGUCCACAUCAAAUCAUGCAACCCUGUCCCCUGCAGCUUCACCAACGACACAGUCGCGGAAGCGAAAGCGAAAGGCAAAGGCACCCGCUGAACCUCGUGUCUCGAAGCGAACGAAGACGUCACACGGAACCCGGAGGGUUGUAGAUCUGACAGGAAACGAGAUCCAGUCGGCGAAGUAUGCGAACGAGCUCUUGUCCCAUGGCAUCCGUAACUACGCCACCGGAUUCCUUGUGGAAGAGACGAGUAUGUCGUUGUGGUAUGUUGACCGGAUGGGACUAGUAAAGUCACGAUCAUUCGACAUAUUCCGCAACCCGCAACUGUUUCUCCUCGUCAUUGCUGCCCUACACUUCGCCAAUCGAGCUCAACUGGGGAUGAACCCACUGAUUGAGUUCCCUCCCGGCGUUUUCCAAAGCUACGACAGAGCUGUGUUGAGACUGCCUCGUGCUGUGGACCAUGCGAAGGAGCCAGUGGAGGAACUGACAUUCGGUUUGCGCAUCACGAAGGCGAAGCCUCUGGUCGUCGCGUACGGUGCUCUUGGACGUGGUACCACGAUCAUUCCUGUUAAGGCUCAAGGUCGGGCAAGGGAGCUGUUUGGGAGUGAGAAUUUGGUUGCGAAGAUGUCGUGGCAGCCUAUCAAUCGCGAGGAUACGGAGGAUCAGUUGAUUAGAGUGAUUCGACGGAAGUUGGGGAAACGCAAGAAGACACGUCGUUACUUGAAGCAUAUUGUCGACCUCAAAUGUUCGCUGGACUUGACAGAUGCGGAGUUGACCCUUCCUCGGGCGUCGAUGAUGUUACCUGAAGCAUAUGAGCCUCGCCUGUUCCGUGUGCUGAUCUUGAGGGAGUAUCUUCCUCUUGAAUAUGUACGGGGUCUGGAUGACUUUCAACGGAUUUUCAUUGAUGCCGUGAAAGCGCACCACAAGGUCUAUGAAAUCGCAGGUGUCCUCCAUUGCGACAUCAGUGCAGGGAAUGUCGUAUUCUACCGCGAUGACGUUGGUCAUGCGAUCGGCGUGCUGGCAGACUGGGACCUUGCGGCUUAUAAGCUGAACUCUGACGAUGUUGAGAAAUGGAUGCGGCUCGUGGAAGCCAAAGGUAUAGAACGGGCGUCUGAAAGUUCAACCCUUCAAGAAGACAAGGAUUCGGGUGCCGCCCCUCCUGACGGCGAUUCGUCUCCCUUGAACAAUCAUGGGAAGAGAGUGCCUCGGUACAGGACAGGGACGGGACCAUUUAUGGCAUUGGAUCUUCUCAAGUCCAUUCCCAUCUUUCAUGGAUAUCGCCAUGACCUGGAGUCUUUCUACUAUCUGCUGUGUUAUUUCUGCGCAACUUUCAACCCUCCCAAGCCUUCGGAAUCUAAAGGCACCUUCCGGUUUCUGGCUGGAUGGGAAAACGGAAACCUUUCCGCGGUUGCGAAUGCAAAGAUGGCUUUCCUGUUCGACGAGAAAGACGAUCCGGAAGACAAGCUGAAUACGUUCGAUUCGCUCUUCAAGGAUACUCAUGAAGUCUAUCGUCCGAUGGUGAUCAAUUGGAUACAGCCUCUCUCGAGUCUGUUCAUGACGGUACCCAAGGUUUGUACAGAUAUUGCAUUCACUAUCGCAUUAAUUAGGGCGGCGAGAAAGGCGGGCGAUGUGAGGAAGGAGAGACAGCUAACGAAGAAGUUGAAGAGGCGGUGUGAAGAGGCGGAUGAAUACUUCACUUAUGACAAAUUCAUGGAAGUGUUACUCUUAUGAGGCCGGAGGCGUAUUCUAUCCAACCUUUGUAUCAAUAUCUAUUUUCACAAGGACUGUAAAAUAUAUGAUCACCUUUUUCUUUGUCGUGUUAACUACAUAUCAAUAAGCGCCCUCAACAAGCAGAAGUUCUUUGUUCUCGACAGAGCGCUCAGCU
Somion occarium is the source of this 3181-nucleotide messenger RNA. The record is from the annotation of a GenBank genome assembly. Lineage: Eukaryota; Fungi; Basidiomycota; Agaricomycetes; Polyporales; Cerrenaceae.